Messenger RNA from Marmota flaviventris (yellow-bellied marmot), 677 nucleotides. It is a transcript of the gene Txnl4a, whose product is annotated as thioredoxin like 4A. Lineage: Eukaryota; Metazoa; Chordata; Mammalia; Rodentia; Sciuridae. The record is from RefSeq and is a predicted model, not a curated record. Gene Ontology annotation, biological process: mRNA splicing, via spliceosome. Gene Ontology annotation, cellular component: U4/U6 x U5 tri-snRNP complex; U5 snRNP; spliceosomal complex.
GGAAGUGCCCCUGCGCGGGAGGCGCUGGUGCGGCCGGGAGGUGCGGGCCAGACGAGACCCGGAGACAGAGGGCAAGGCAGCUCGCGCGGCGCCCUGCCGCACCGCCCGGCCACGCCAGCAUGUCGUACAUGCUCCCCCACCUGCACAACGGCUGGCAGGUGGACCAGGCCAUCCUCUCGGAGGAGGACCGCGUCGUGGUCAUUCGUUUCGGGCACGACUGGGACCCCACCUGCAUGAAGAUGGACGAGGUUCUGUACAGCAUAGCGGAGAAGGUAAAAAAUUUUGCAGUUAUUUAUCUUGUGGAUAUUACAGAAGUACCUGACUUCAACAAAAUGUAUGAAUUAUACGAUCCAUGUACUGUCAUGUUUUUCUUCAGGAACAAGCACAUCAUGAUUGACUUGGGCACAGGCAACAACAACAAGAUCAACUGGGCCAUGGAAGACAAGCAGGAGAUGGUUGACAUAAUUGAGACUGUAUACCGUGGUGCCCGUAAGGGCCGGGGCCUGGUGGUGUCCCCCAAGGACUACUCCACCAAGUACAGAUACUGAGGCUGGUGCCAUGGGGCCCUUCCCUGGACUUGCUCUGGUCUGUUGAGAACUGGAGGGCUAAGGGUCACACACCUUCACGAGCUGAAGCAAAUAAACACCUGAAGGAGCACCCACCACUGUUCUUAAGAA